Molecule: messenger RNA, 763 nt
Organism: Telopea speciosissima
Lineage: Eukaryota; Viridiplantae; Streptophyta; Magnoliopsida; Proteales; Proteaceae
Exons: 2
Coding region: 122-715 (197 amino acids)
Source: RefSeq, a predicted model, not a curated record
AAGCUAUCCCAAAACCAUCACCAUCUAGCCAAAGUCCUUAUCCUAUUUACAAUCCAAAAAAGCAAAAAAAACCCACCGACCUUCUCUCUCUCUCUCUGGGUCUGCAGAAGAAAGAAGGGAUAUGUUGGAUCCAGAGCAAGAUUUGCUUCCACAAUCAUCUCCAUCUAUCUCUUCUGUUUCUUCAUCUGAUCUUGACACUGAGUCAACAGGGUCGUUUUUCCAUGACAGGAGCACGACCUUAGGUACGUUAAUGGGAGUAAGUUUCCCGGCAAUUGCUGCCAGAGUUCCUUCACAGAGAGAGAACCAUGUUGGUGUUGCCAUUGUCGGUGGUGGUGAUGGUGGUGGCGCCACCGACCGGCGUACUGGGGGAAAAAGCAAGAGGGUGGUGGCGACGGUUGCGGCAGCGUCUGAUUGGAAGAGGAGGAGGAUGAGGAGACGGUGGUGGAAUCUGUGCAGAGACGAUUCGGCCAAGCCUGCCUCAUUGGCCGACUUCCUUGAGGUUGAACGCAGAUUCGGAGAUGGGGCAUUUUACGGUGAGGCAGCGGAGCUCGAGAGUGUGGUGCCUCGGUCGUCUGCGCCUGGGAAUGGACGGCUCUUGUUUGCCGAUGGUAGGGUUCUUCCUCCAUCUCAGGAAGAAGCGCCACCGCCGACCGCUGGUACUCUUUAUAGACUCCCGGUGUUGCUCACUGGAAUCUGUACCGGCGGUGGGGAGUAAAUCAUGUAAUUUUCGUUGUUUCUUUCCUAAUUUUUCCCCCUUUAUUCA